Molecule: messenger RNA, 1716 nt
Organism: Medicago truncatula (barrel medic)
Lineage: Eukaryota; Viridiplantae; Streptophyta; Magnoliopsida; Fabales; Fabaceae
Exons: 1
Coding region: 417-1265 (282 amino acids)
Source: RefSeq, a predicted model, not a curated record
UUGCAAAGUGGUAACAAGUAACAACAUCCACCGAGAGUCAUGUCACUGUACGGAACUUCAACCCUUUUCUCCUUUGCAGCUUGCACAAAAUUCAUGUCAUGAACCCGAUUCUCCACAUGACAACACAAUUGAAUCUCAACCGUGCAAUUUAUUCAAACUGAAAUUUCAACCAUCGAUCUCUUCUCUCUUCUCACACUUUAUCACCCCAAAAUAGUCGUGAAUCAUCACAAAAUAAUUACGAAUUUCAGUUACAUAUUCACAAAGACCAUUUUGUUCUCACUCCUAGCCAGCAAAAUUAAAAUAAAUCUCCAAAUUUACUUUUUAUUUAUUGUUUUCAGUCUUUUAUUAAAUUUUCCAAACUUUUUUCUUGUUCAUCUAUAAAUCUCUUGUGAAAUUUUCGUGCUUUUGAAUGAAAAAUGAUAGUCCAGUCUCAGAUCUCACGACAGACUCCUCAAAACUACCGCCAUCCAUCUUAUUUGCCUGAAAAUCCGGCCGUGUUCUCCCAACUCCCAACAUUUAACGGUCAUCCGCCGUGUCCAAUGAAUUAUCCGGGUCGGAUAAAAUGGAACGGAAGCAAACCCGAAAGAGCUCGCAUGGACCAUAACCUAUCGGGUCCGGGUUGUCCGUUUGGAAACCCGAAUGGUUCAUCUGGUAAAGUUCGCCGGUUUAACUAUCCAAAGAGGAGGUUCAACGGCGGUGGUCGUCCCUCCGCCCCGUUCGCGCCACGCAACACGACUUCGUUCUUAAUCCGCGCGAAGAAGACAGGUGGCAUAGCUUCCUUGGUGUCACCCUGUGCGCUGACGCCGGCGAUCUUAACAACGCCGUCGCUAUCGCCGUCGACGGAGGUGGUUGUGGAGAUGGCAAAGGAAAAGUGGGGAGUUGACGGAUAUGGCACAAUGAAAGGUCUAAUCCGUCUCAGGUCAGGAAAGGAAAACUCCGGCGAAAACAAUGGCGGUGGGGUUUUGGAGGUUGAGAAGAGAUUGAACAAUGAUUUGAGCAGGUUUGAGAUGAUAUAUCCAAGUUCAGGUGAUGAACAUAGUUUAGAGAAUAGAGUUGAUGAGCAAGAUUUGCAAAUCACACAUCUUGAAGAACAGAAUCUAUCCUUUAAGGAAAGAAUUUUUCUCAUGGAAAGGGAAUUGAGUGAUUUGAGGCAGCGUGUUGUAUGCUUGGAGACCGAGGGAAAUGGCGCUGGUGAUCGUGAGUCUGAGAAUUUCAACGGCAUAGAUGUUUGCUCGGAGAAGAGCGUCGGAAAUGGUGAUCACUGAUGAACAUUAUGGUAGAUAGAACUGUGUUUGACUAAUCCAAGUGAAAUUAGUUAAUGUUUGAAAUUGCGAUGGUUUUGAUGAAGUUAAAUUGACACCGUGAUUUGAUUGAACCGUUAUCUUUGUCAAUCUCACUGCCAAUUGAAACAUACAUUGAAUCACUAAAAUGUUCAGUUUACUUCAUUGUUUCUUGGGCUGCAAGUAUCUUAUGAGAAGAGUUUGAUGGAUUUUGCUGUAAUAUCCUAAAUGAUUAUAGAUAUAUUUUUUUGGUUAUAGGUUGAUAAAUUUAACGUCAUAGCUUAGUUUAGCAUGCUAUCUUUUGUAAACUAGCUUUAUGGAUGUUGUAUUUUUCUGGGUUUAGUUGGUAAUUAGGACCUUCAAACAAUGGUGAAUAAGAAUUGGAGGAUGCUAUGCUCUUUUUGAUAGGAUAAUCUAGCAUACUUGUUUUGUUUGA